Messenger RNA from Gossypium arboreum, 1347 nucleotides. RefSeq lists its product as uncharacterized. The transcript has 2 exons. The record is from RefSeq and is a predicted model, not a curated record. Bases 125 to 370 code for a protein of 81 amino acids. NCBI's taxonomy places the organism in Eukaryota, Viridiplantae, Streptophyta, Magnoliopsida, Malvales, Malvaceae.
GCCACUAGUGCCAACCAAAUCCAAUAUUUGAAACCCAAGUUACCAUUAAUACCAAUAAAUAUCCCUAUACCUUUGUUGUAGUACCACCAAAUACCUCGAAUUUACAUACUUUGAUUAUUGCAACAUGAACACCAAGGGAACUGAAAGGGUAAAUGAAGAGGGAGCAAUUGAAACCAAGGUGGAUACUAUAGAUAUACAAUCACCACCGGGGGAAAACAAAGAACCCAAGGUGGAGAACGUGGGAGUGGUCCAUUUGACUCAUGAUAGGCCCAAUACUGGCAACAAAGGUGGUGUUUUAGCUGGUGCAGCUGAGGCAGCUACUAAGGCUGCUCAGGCUGUCAAGGACUCCAUGUCAGGCAGCAACAAAUGAAAAACUAUAUACGCAUAUAUGUGUAUUCUCUAUGCCUUUUAUGUUAAAAAAUAAUAAAAACAAGGUUCAUUAGGUGAUGGGUUUUUUAAUUUUAUCUCCAUGUUCUUGGUUUGAGUUCCCAUCCUUUGGAGUAUAAUGUGUCCGUCUUCGUUGCGAAUUUGUAUUCUCUUUAUCAUCAUCGUGAUCGGUGCGAUGGGUCUUUUCGUAAGGGCAGUUUGAGUGCUUUUCCCUGGGCCAUAACAGACAGAAGCCUGAAAAUGAUGACAUGUUCGGCUGUCCAAUUCAAGAUUCUCUUCAAGAUUUAGUUCCAUUCAAGCAAUGAUUCUCUUUAAGAUUUACUUCCAUUGAAGUGUUCCAUUUUUUUUAAAUUCAUUUUUUAAAGCUAAAUUUCAUUAAAAAAUAUAUUGCUACUUUAAAGGUCACAUGAGAGAAAGAAAGUGUGAAGACAAAAGUGUUAAAAAGAACAUCAAACUUGUCAUGAUUCAUUGAUAUUGUAGAAACUUAGACCUUAGAAGACACUCAAGAUCUUAACAUGCAAUUAUUACAUUUAUUGCUUCACUUAAAUAUGAACCCAGCAUCUAAACCAAACACAAAUUUACCAGACACCAACUUCCAAAAACCCAUCUUCAGUAGCACAACCCCUAAACAUACCAGUAGUAUUAAACCCACAAGCCACUUCCCCAUUCUUUGACACAGCAAUAAGACCAGCUUUGCCUUCAUCUAAUCUAGUUUUAAUCACAUAAUCCACCGCUCCAUGAAGAUUCAACCCUUUAUAUUCCAUCACCGCCGCUACUUCCCUAGCCAAAGUGCUUCGUAUAAUGGCUUCACCUUCACCGGUACAUGAAACAGCCACUAAGUCACAAGCAUAAGUCCCUGAACCAAUCAGCGGUGAGUCACCAAUCCUUCCGGUCAUCUUGUUCAUUAAUCCACCGGUGGAAGUAGCGGCAGCGCAAUGACCUUGUUUGUCAACUACAACG